Numida meleagris (helmeted guineafowl) is the source of this 2830-nucleotide messenger RNA. RefSeq names its product Niemann-Pick C1-like protein 1. Gene Ontology annotation, cellular component: membrane. The coding region runs from base 126 to 2747 and encodes 873 amino acids. Lineage: Eukaryota; Metazoa; Chordata; Aves; Galliformes; Numididae. The transcript has 14 exons. The record is from RefSeq and is a predicted model, not a curated record.
UCCCCCGCGGGCUGAUUGGCCUCGCGCUGUCAGACCAGCGGCCCUGAAAGGCGGCAGCCGCCCCGCUGCGCUCACACCGGGUCCUGCCGCGGCCGGGCGACGCCGGCGGCGUCUCCUGUCCCACCAUGGUGGCAGCCCCGGCGCUGGCCGGCACCGUGCUGGGCGCGCUGCUGGCACUGGCCGCGCCGGAGCUGACGCUGAUCCACCGCGCCGGUUACUGCGCCUUCUACGGCAACUGCGGCCGCAACCCGGAGCUGAACAACUCCCUGGUGGGCACGGACGUGCCCUGCCUGUCCAACACCCCGGCCCGCCUGGCCUCGGCGCCGCUGCUGGCCGUGCUGCGCUCCGUGUGCCCCGAGCUGGUGCGGGGCGACAACUCCACGCGCGUCUGCUGCUCGCUGGCUCAGCUGAGCGCCCUGCAGCUCUCGGUGGCUCUGUCGGGCGCCGUGCUGUCCCGCUGCCCCUCGUGCGCCCGCAACUUCGCCAACCUGCACUGCAACAACAUCUGCAGCCCCGACCAGAGCCUGUUCAUCAACGUCACCCGCGUCGUCAACCGCACCACGGCGCUGGGGCUGCGCCAGGAGGCGGUGGUGGAAUAUCAGUGCUUCUACGAGCGGGGCUACGCCGAGGCCGCCUUCGAUUCGUGCAUCGGGGUGAGGCUGCCGGCCACGGGCGGCUACGCGCUGGACACCAUGUGCGGGAUCUACGGCGCCCGGCUGUGCACGGCGCAGCGCUGGCUGGAUUUCCAGGGCGAUACCAGCAACGGGCUGGCCCCGCUGCGGAUCCGCUUCCGGCUGCUGCCCAACGGCACCGGGCCCGGCGCCGGCGUCGAGCCGCUGAGCGGCAGCCCCUGGCCAUGUGUCCACCCCAGCUCCCCGCUCUCCUUCAUGGACAUCACGGCGCUGGAGAUGAGCUGCAUGGCCGCCUAUGGGGCGCCCGUCUUCCCCUACAUCGCCUUCGGGGGCUACCCAGGCUCGGAGUACACGGAGGCGGAGGCGCUGAUCCUCACUUACUCCCUGACCAAUUUCCCCGCGGGGGACGCGCGGCAGCGCUGGGUGCUGAGCUGGGAGCGCCGCUUCCUGGCCGUGCUGCGCCGCUUCCAGAGCGAGCACAGCGCCAACCUCAGCGUCACCUUCAUGGCCGAGCGCUCCCUGGAGGACGAGCUGAACCGCACCGCGGCGCAGGACGUGCCGGUGCUGGCGCUCAGUUACCUGCUGGUCUUCGCUUACGUGGCGCUGGCGCUGGGCGAGUACACGGCGUGGCGCCGCCUGCUGGUGGGGAGGACUGCGGCGCCAAUUCCCACUGCCCCUUCCUGCAGACUUACAUGCCCCAACGUGUGUCCCAAACGGGUGCCCUCUGGGUGCUCAUGGCGGGCGCCCCAUGGGUGUCUGAUGGGUGCCCCUGGGCGCCGUGGGGUGCUGCCGCCCGCAGGCUCGCUCUCGUCCAUGCCGGCCGUCCGCACCUUCGCCCUCACGGCCGCCGUGGCCAUCGCCUUCGACUUCCUGCUGCAGAUGUCGGGCUUCGUUGCCCUGCUGGCCCUCGACACCCGCCGGCAGGAGGUGCUCACAAAGAUCCCUUUAGAACCCAUGAAGGAUCCCGUUGGGUUCCCAUAUGCUGGUUCCCAUACGGCUCCCACUCACACCCUGCUGGGAUCCAGUUCCCAUUCAGACCCGUGCUGGAUCCCCCUGCCCCCCCCAGUUCUCACCCCCCCGUGUCCGUUCCCAGCCGCAGCCAGCUGCCUGCUGGGGCAGUGCAUGAACAGCACGCGCCGGCCGACGGUGGAUGAGUUCCAGCGCUUCCUGCCCUGGUUCCUCCACGACCGCCCCACUCUGGAGUGCGCCAAGGGCGGGCUGGGCGCCUACGACACCGCCGUCAGCAUGGAUGGCAACGGCACCAUCUUGGCAUCCCGCUUCAUGGCGUACCAGCGCCCGCUGCGGACGUCGCAGGAUUACACGGCGGCGCUGCGCGCUGCCCGCGCCUUGGCCGACACCAUCACCGCCACGCUGCGCCGCGUGCCCGGCACAAACCCCGACUUCCGCGUCUUCCCAUACACUUUGGGGUCAGGGUGCCCAAUGUGGGGUCACUGCACAUGGGAAUGGGGCACAAGAGGUGGUGGCUCGGGAACAUGGGCACAUGGGGGGACACGUGGGGUGGCACAUGGACCUGGGACACGCUGGGUGACACAGGAGGUGGCACAGGGACAUGGGACACACAAGGUGGCAGUGGCAUUUGAGGCACAUGGGGUAGCACGUGGGGUUUGGGGUGCACAGGAGGUGACACGGGGACCUGGGACACGUGGGGUGGCACGUGGGCAUGGGGACCCACGCGUGUCCCCCCCGGUGACGUCCCCCGUGUCCCCGCAGGCCAUCGGCAUCUCGGUGGAGUUCGUGUCCCACCUGACGUGCGCCUUCGCGCAGAGCACCCGGCCCACACGCGUGGAGCGCGCGGCCGAGGCCACCGUCAACAUGGGCAGCAAGGUGGUGGCGGGGGUGGCCAUGACCAACCUGCCGGGCGUGGUGGUGCUGGCCUUCGCCAAGGCGCAGCUCAUCCAGAUCUUCUUCUUCCGCCUCAAUUUCAUCAUCACGCUGGUGGGCCUGGCCCACGGCCUCGUCUUCCUGCCCGUGCUGCUCAGCUACAUGGGGCCCAGCCCCCUGCUGAGCGCCGAGGACACCGAGGACACCAAGGCCGGCGCGGUGCAGGACGCGGCCAUCGCCAACCCCGGCUUCAAGGACGCGGAGCCGCGCUGACGUCGCUGUCCCCGUGUCCCGGCCCCGCACGCUGCUGCUUUUUCGAUGCAGUUGUAUUUAAAGAUGUUUUCUCAGAGCUGGCA